GUCACAAAACACAAACAUGUGUUGCCUUUCGAGACAUACAUUUCAAGUGGACUUUUAAUUGAGUUUUAAUUUUGUUAUAAAUUACAAGUUAUGGCAAAGAAACGGGUUUUCAAACGAAGUAAUAAUAAUAAUAACAAUAAUAACAGUAAUAAUGAUAACAAAAGUUAUAAAAAAACAAAUAACAGAAGAAAUCAUUUCAAACGAAAGAAGAGUAAAAAUGAAAGCGAAGACAACAUUGAGUUCGUGAAUGAAGUGCUGCCGAAGACAUUGAAUGCUAUGAUUGGUUCGGCCAUCGAUGGCAACGACACCGACGACGACGACAACUACGAAGAGAUGAGGAUUUCGGCCAAUAAGACCAAUAAAAAGACCAAAAAGUCCGGAGGCUUUCAGUCAAUGGGUUUAAGUUAUCCCGUAUUGAAAGGUGUGCUGAAGAAGGGAUACCGCAUUCCGACACCCAUUCAGAGGAAGACAAUACCGUUGAUAAUGAGCGGUACGGAUGUGGUGGCGAUGGCGAGGACUGGUAGCGGCAAAACGGCAGCCUUUUUGUUGCCACUGUUGGACAAACUGAAGACACAUUCGGCCAAAACUGGUGUCCGAGCGCUCAUUAUAUCGCCCACUCGUGAGUUGGCUCUUCAGACCCACAGAUUCACCAAAGAUUUGGCCCGAUUUACGGACUUGAAGUCGAUCUGCAUUCUUGGCGGCGAUGCGAUGGAGAAACAGUUCGCUGCCAUCCAUGAGAACCCGGAUAUAAUGAUCGCAACUCCCGGUCGUCUCCUCCAUGUAGUGAUGGAAAUGAAUUUACGGCUGACGACAGUUGAGUACAUUGUCUUUGACGAAGCGGACCGACUCUUUGAGAUGGGUUUCAACGACCAGUUGACUGAGAUUUUGAGUCGACUCCCAGACCAGAGGCAAACACUUCUCUUUUCGGCAACACUUCCGCAACUGAUUGUUGACUUCACUAAAGCCGGACUCAAUGACCCGACUUUAGUCCGUUUGGACACUGAAUCCAAGUUAAGUGAGAACUUGAAGAAUGUGUUCCUCUCGUGUCGUAAAGAAGACAAAACCGCUAUUUUGUUAUAUUUACUCAAACAUGUCAUUAGUAUCACUCAAUUGACUGUUGUCUUCGUUGAGACCCGACAUCAUAUUGAAUAUCUCAAAGACGUGUUGACUGACUGUGACAUUCAGUGCUCUUAUUUAUACAGUUCUCUGGACUUAGAGGCCCGCAAACUCAAUGUCCAGCGCUUCCAAUCGAGACAAGUGAAGGUCCUAUUGGUGACAGAUUUAGCCGCGCGUGGCGUUGAUAUACCACUACUCGAUAAUGUCAUUAAUUAUAACUUUCCCGCGAAGUCUAAACUGUUUGUGCAUAGAGUGGGACGUGUGGCCAGAGCUGGGCGUAUGGGAGCCGCGUAUUCACUGGUGGCUCCGGACGAGACACCCUUUGUCUACACUUUGAAUCUGUUUCUGAACCGAGAGUUUAAAUUAGCGAAACCCGACUCUAAGCUCAGCGAUGACGGCCUCUUCGGUGCGGUUCCGCAACAUGUCAUCGACCAGGAGAUGGAAGUGUUAGAAAGAAUUCAUACGAUUAACACCGAAUUGAAUCAAAUGAAAAUAGUUUGUGGCAAUGCUUACAAACAAUACCUGAAGUCGCGGCCGACCGCUGAUAACGAAUCCGUUCGUAACUCCAGACAACUCAUUACAUCGCGAGACAUAGAAAUUCAUCCCAUAUUUAAGAAAACAUCGGCCAAUUCGGCGGUCAAUAACACGUCUGUGAGGACUGACAUCUUGUCGUCGAUCCGUGCAUAUCGUCCGAACUCAACCAUCUUUGAAACGGGAAAAACCAAAGGAAGCGUUGGCUUUGAAAUAAUGCAACAAAAGCGCAAAUUUUUCGAUAAAACGAUUGAGAAGUUUGGCGCCAAUAAGAAAAUCGCAUCAGAUUUUGAUCAAAACACCGACAAAUUCAAAGACAAAGACCUAUACGUUCCGUAUCAGUCAUCUCAACAUCACUCCGAAAAGGGACUCGAAAUGGAUCAGCCUUUCAACGCGCAGAUGGCUUCGGCUGUCCUCGACUUUAAUGGCGACGAGUCGUCGACAAUGAAUAGGGCUAACAAUGCCAUGAAAUGGGAUCGAAAGAAGAAGCGCUUCAUAUCUGCGGGAAAUACAGAGCAAUCGAAAAAGCGUAUCAAAACCGAGAGCGGGAACUGGAUUCAGGCCUCUUAUAAGUCCGACAUCUAUAAGAAGUGGAAACUGAAGGCAAAGACCGAACAACAGGACAGCGAUAACGAGGAAGGAAUCGGAAGCGAUGGCGAGAGAGUGGCUCGAAAUGAAAGUAUUCCUAAAAAAUUAAAUACAAAAGUCAUUCAGUCGUCUCGAAGACCACCGAAACGGGAGCUCAAGAAUCGCGAAGAGAUCUACAAAGAGAGACAAAAGGCGGAGAGGAAGAAGUCGUUCAUGAAAUGGAGACAAAGCGAGAAACAGAAGAAGAAGAAUGCGCUCAAGAAAGCACAAUAAUACCAAUAAUCAUGCGAUCGCUUUGGGUGUUAAUUGUUUAUACAAAAUAAAAUAUAAAUUUAUUUGA
Messenger RNA from Medioppia subpectinata, 2575 nucleotides. The record is from the annotation of a GenBank genome assembly. Lineage: Eukaryota; Metazoa; Arthropoda; Arachnida; Sarcoptiformes; Oppiidae.